UGAUUUAGGCCUGUUACUGAGAGAUGGUACUCCUUCACUACUAGGGCAGUCCUUCGAAAGCGAUAACAAUGGCAUUUUAUAAGGGAUUAUCUUCCGGGAGAUUCAUUUUGGUCAACUUUGCGUUGUAAUAUAUGCUGGAGUAAUGCCUGGAGGUUUGCUAAUGUUCGUUUGAUAAAAAAUUCUAGAAACCAGUGCAGUGCUGAAAUUUUCUUUGCAGUGUCUGCUAGAGUUGGCUUUUCGGUAGAUUCAGACUGUUGCUUUCACUCUGGAAGUGGACAUGGAAGUGCUUCUGAUUGUUCUCUUGUUAGUCCACGUCGUCUGACAGUAUUUAUUUUUGGUGAAGUGUGAUUGAUAUUGGACACAGUUUAUUAGAUGGUAUUCGUUUGGUCGCGAAACUUACCAAUGACCAAAGACAAUGAGAAAAUGAAGUGUAGAUCUAUGGAAUUGCAUGACGAAUGUGUCUGUGUAGUCCAUCACAUGAAGUUGUGUUUAGGUCUAAGUUGUGACUGAGUAGCAUGUGUAAAGACGAAGAUUUAACAGAAUACAGCAAAAGAAAAGGUAGGCCAAGGGCUGUAGGGCCUAUCUUUAUUGGUGAGCACUGCAUCCAUAGUGCACAGUGUCACAAUAUUAUAUCGGACGUGAUAAUGUGAGAGUUUGGAACAAAGUCAGCAAAGUGCAAUGUUUCUCGAAUUCAUCCAUCUAAUAAACGUGAUCAUGAGCAUCAAAUAGAGAAAUAAGUAAGCCUUAGCCAGAACGAGACCUACAGAAAAUUUUGUCGCCCUUAGAAAUUUGAAAAAGAGGGAGGUUAUCAUUCUCACUGGCAAAAAUGAGGCGGAUGUUUAGCAAAAACAGAUCUUCUCGCCGCAAAGACAAAAACUGCAACGAUGGUUCAAAUAGCUCCAAUGUGGAAGCGGUUGGACAUUCAAGUGGCUCUCUAAGCAGAGCACAAGCUGAAGCAUUGUACAGCAAUAAUACAAGUCCAGCUCGAAGUUCCAGUACAGGACAUAGUCCAAGUUACAGCGGUGCUUAUGGCAAUGGCUCCAUGGAAAGACCCCCUCGUGGUCGUGCAAUGUCUGAUGGGUCACCAGCUGAAUUUGCAGUUUCGUCACCAUUGGACUUUCCUAUGGAGCACCUACAGUCUUUCAAUGCCACAUACGGGCUGAAUCCUUCACAAAGGACAUACAUUGACAGCAGAUCCAUACCCCGGCACACGCCCUUAAAAAGUCUCAUUAGUCCCACCCACAGUCGAAGUAUUAGUUCCAGCAGGGGCAAUACAAUUACUCAAAGCCAAAGUCAUGCCAGAGCUAGCAGCACAAGUAGUCUAGGAAAUUCUUUACGUGAAAGAUCUUUAGAAAGAAUUGAAAGGGAAAAUGCGUAUUUAGGUGAUGCUUCUUUAGACAGACAUUUUGAACAAAUGCAGCUUAAUAUGCAAAUGGACAACCGAUUAAAUCAGGAUACAAGGUAUAAUACGACAGGACGUGAUAGAUCACUCGAUCGUGAAUAUCCUCACAUGGGUGCUAGGUCACUGGAGAGAGACCCUCAUUCUGUGAGUCGAUCAAGGUCCAUGGAUCGCGGUGGUGAAUACAAUUAUCCAUCGGCUACAUUACCUACAAUGCCAUUGUUAUCGCAUCCGUCCAGUAUCCCACCAUCGGAUCAUUCAAGUCAUGAAUUUCGAAAUUCACUUGUAUUUGAGAUGCAAGUGCAGAUAUCUGAUCUUCACAAAGAGGUCAGUAAACUUCAGAAAGAUUUGGAUCACUCCAGGGAGAAACUGUCAUCAAGUAUGAAUUCAAUAAAAACAUUUUGGUCUCCGGAGUUGAAGAAAGAGAGAGCAGUUAGAAAAGAAGAGGCUGCGCGCUGCAAUUUGCUAAAUGAACAGCUAAAAGUGGCUGAAGCAGAACUAAGGAGGAACCGAGAGCUGCUGAGAGAGCUAGAGGAGCGAGUCCAGGGUGGGGCUGGAUCAGCCGGGCCUGCUGCGGCACAGGAGAUGGCCUCUCUCAAACAGGAGCGUGAGCUCCAGUGCCGUGAGCUGCUCAUCCUCAAGAAGACAGUGGAAGAGCUGGAGAUUCGCAUUGAUAGUCAGAAACAGACGCUGGAAGCUCGCGAUGAGAGCAUCAAGAAGUUGCUGGAAAUGCUGCACAACAAGGGCGUUAAUGUGGCCAAGGUUGAAGAGGACAGGAAACUGAUCGAGAACCUCCAAGCCAAAGUGAAGGAGGAAGAGCAGAAGAGAAAACAGCUGGAGGUAGAUCUGUCAGACAAGGACUUCAAGAUCAUGGAGAUGGACAUGGAAAUCACACGCCUCAAAGACUCACGGCCGGACUCCUCUGGCCAUUCUGAUGACCACAAGUUGCAGGCUAAAUUGGAAGCUAAGGAUUCCCGUAUCGCUGCCUUAGAGAGAGAAGUGCAACAGCUAGAGGAUCGGCUACUCAAGGCCAAGGAGGAAGGAGCAGGACUUCCACCAUCGUCACGGGAAACGUCUCUAAGGGAUUUGGCAAGCGCCAAAGAAAAGUUGCUUAAGGUGGAGCUUCAGGGUCUUCGUAGUGAAGUGAACAAAAAGGAUGCAGAACUUGCUGGGCUUCGUCUCAAGCUGGACUCAAUGGGCAAACAGCAGGCAGAGAGAGAGGAGUAUGUGUCUGUGCUAAAGGAUCAAGUGACAGCGAAGGAGAAUCAGAGUACCAUGAUACAGGCAGAUAUGGAGGGUCUUCAGGACCGGCUUAAAACCAAAGAGGACACGAUAGAACGCAAGAGCAAAGAGUGCCAGGCGAGUCAGGCAGAGAAACGACGUGUAGAGCUCGAGGUCAUGGAACUUCGAGACCAGCUAGAGGUCAAGGUCAACAGGGUCAACAACCUGCAGCGGAAGAUUGAGGGCCUGGAGGAUACCAUCAGGGAGAAGGAAGACCAGCUAUCUCAAGCUCGCAUCCGCCUCACCUCAGCAUUCACCGAAUCGCCCAGCGAUGGUACUCUAUCUGCCCUGGAGGAUGCGCUGGUGGAGAAAGACAAACAGAUUGAGAAACUGAAAGAGCAGAGAGAAAAAAGCGAACAAGAACACCAGGAAGAGACAGAUGGGCUGAUGAAGAAAUCACUGGAGCUCAAGGCCAAUCUGGACUCCCUGCAGAAAGAGCUGACUGCUAAACAGACAGAGAUCUGUGAACUACGAGAGCAGACGACGGAACUCCAAGCUGGCAAAUUUGAACAGGAGAGUCGUAUCCGCAAGCUGGAGUCUGAGGUCCACGAAAGGCAGGCGGACUUCCAGAGGGUGACGCUAGAGCUAGAGGAGGCAUUGGCUCAGGCUGCUCAUGUAGAGGAGGUGGAGGCAGAACUGGAUUCGAAGCGACGGGCAGAGGCUGGACAACCAGCCAACUUUAGCCAACAGGAGACGAAACAGCUCCAGUCAGAGGUUGACCGUCUGCAGGAAUCUCUGCGUGAGGCCGAGGCUGACCGGGCUGAUAAGGAGGCGGAGAUCAAAGAAUUACAAGAAAUUGUGAAGGAGUACAAGCAGAAGAUGGGAACCCUCAAGCGCAGCCAACAGACUGAGAAGAAGAAAAACGCUCAGCUGUUGGAGGAAGCGAGGAAACGGGAGGAUUCCAUGACAGACGAAUCGUCCAGCUUGUCGACGGCGAUCAAGAAGAGCACAGAACGUGUUGAGGAGCUGGAGGAAGCACUACGUCAGAGCGUCAUCAUCACAGCCGAGCGGGAGAUGGCCAUGGCCGAGCUGCAAACACAGAUUGAGGACUCCAAGACCGCGAUGGAAGAGAUGCGAGCUGAGGUAGAAAUGUUGCAGCAUUCCUCACAGGACUAUCAGGACAAGCUAGCUCAGCUCUCACGACAACUGGAGGACAAGGACAACAAACUACGACGUGUGGUUGCUGAGAGGCAGAGACAAAUGCAGGAGGUGCUUGAAACUAAACAAGAAGCUCUGCAGGCCACCAUCAGCGAGAAGGACUCGACCCUUGCCCUGCUUGAGAUGACUAGCACCAAGAACCAGAAGAACAUGGAGGAGAUUGACCGUUUGACUCAGGAGAAACACAAGCUUCAGUCUCAGCUCAGAGAAGUGACGACAAGCAGGAUGAAGUUGAUGCAUCGAGAUUCCAGUCGAGAGAAAGGUUCUCGCAGUUCCAGCAGGUCUGCCAGUGCAAGGAGUUCCCCUACACCACCGGCCCCUGUACCUGACAAAGCCAAGUCAGCAGGCAGCUCUCCCACUGAGCAGCCGCCUCUAACGCAGGACAUGGAAGCUACUCGCGAAAAAUCCUCCACUGAUUCUACCCCAAUGGAAACUGCACCAGAGUCUGUUGCCACAGUAGCUGACAGCAAAUCUCCUGACUCAGGCUCUUAGCAGAAUGGAUAAUGUUCUCCAUUUAAUUUUUUUUAUAGAUUUUAAUAAUUUCUUUUGUUCUUUUUUGAAGUGUCUGCCUCAGUAUUGCUUGGCUGUGUGUGUAUCCGAGCUGCAUCAGAAUUGUACUGAGAUUGUAGUCGUCAAGUUGCACUGUAUGCACUCCUAUCUCAGGUUUCCACAGUGAGCAUUACUCCAUCAUCUCUUUUUGUUGGCAUGAUUGGCACUGGCAGUACUUUGGCAUUAAAAUAUUUAUGGGGAAAAUGAUGAGAUAAAUGCUGAUUGUAAUGGGUUUUUUCCUCAUGUAGUAGAUAAUUACUUUAAAAGCUUCUCAGGAAGCCAAAAAUGUUUUAGUGUUUUAAGGUCUGUUAGGGUAACAAUAUGUGAGGCAGUGUGGUGAAAUCAGGCGCUCGU
This is a messenger RNA of Aplysia californica (California sea hare), 4741 nucleotides long. Its product is annotated as ERC protein 2. The transcript is spliced from 18 exons. Gene Ontology annotation, biological process: neuromuscular synaptic transmission; regulation of synaptic plasticity; maintenance of presynaptic active zone structure. The record is from RefSeq and is a predicted model, not a curated record. NCBI's taxonomy places the organism in Eukaryota, Metazoa, Mollusca, Gastropoda, Aplysiida, Aplysiidae. Gene Ontology annotation, molecular function: structural constituent of presynaptic active zone. Gene Ontology annotation, cellular component: cytoskeleton of presynaptic active zone. The coding region runs from base 827 to 4330 and encodes 1167 amino acids.